AUGGCUUGGCACAGAGACAUGACAGCCCGGGAAGGCAGGGCGAGGCGGCUGGCGGCGGCGGCUUGGUUCUGUGGAGGGCGGCAGAUGAGCAGACGAGCAUGCGCACGCGAGCCAAGCUUGCCGCUCAUGGAGUCGCCAUGGCGGGCGGCUCCUGGCACAAGGCAGGCCGUGGCCAGGGACUCCCGCAACCAAUGGGGUCGCGGGGAGUUUUGUCGAGUUGUUUCGACGGCAACUAAGGCGAGAACAAUGUUGAAAGUGUCCGACAGAACUGCCGGAGCGCCGUUUGCUGGCACCCGCCGUGUGCCGUACCGGGCUUUAUUUGAUGGAGGCCGGCACUUUGCUCGGUGUCUGGUGGGCCUUAGCCUCGAACUCAAUGCUCCCGGCUGCUUUUUAACUUUUUUUUUUGUGUGUGUCCUCGGCCUGUUUCGUUAG
Gaeumannomyces tritici R3-111a-1 is the source of this 432-nucleotide messenger RNA. RefSeq lists its product as hypothetical. NCBI's taxonomy places the organism in Eukaryota, Fungi, Ascomycota, Sordariomycetes, Magnaporthales, Magnaporthaceae. The transcript has 3 exons. The coding region runs from base 1 to 432 and encodes 143 amino acids. The record is from RefSeq and is a predicted model, not a curated record.